AUGCCAUCGCUUGAGGACUUUUCAAAGAAUCGACUGUCGCCGCGGUUAGCUUUCCUGCGGCGGCGGGUCAAGUUAUCUAAAGGGAACAGCAUUACGAUACCAUUAGGAGUAAUCCUACUUUUCCCUGUAACAGUUGUCCUUCUUAUACUCGUCCUAUUCAUUCGACACCCCGAUUCCCCCGCAAGAAUACUGAUCCCAUCUGGAUCUCCUCCGUCGAUAAGGAAAAUCUCUGAAGAAUUCGAUAAGCCCUUUGUUACAGGAUGCUUGGAACCCGAGACGAACACACCGCGGGCAAACGCGGCGUUCGUUGUGCUUGCCCGGAACAAGGAGUUGGAAGGUGUUAUUCAGUCUCUCAAGUCAAUCGAACGUCACUUCAAUCGCUGGUACCACUAUCCCUACGUCUUCCUCAAUGACGGCGUCUUCAACGAGGAGUUCAAGAACGCUGUUCAGAACUACACCAGUGGUUCGGUUGAGUUUGGAAAGAUUGACUCCAGCAUGUGGGGAUUCCCUGAUUGGGUAGAUCAUGAUGAGGCUGCAGAAUCGAUCGCAAAGCAAGGAGAUGCGGCAAUUAUGUACGGUGGCAUGGCCAGUUACCAUCACAUGUGUCGGUUUUACUCUGGGUUUUUCUACAAGCACGAGUUGCUGGCAAAGUACGAAUGGUACUGGCGCUUGGAGCCCGAGAUCAAGUACUUCUGUGAUAUCACUUACGAUCCGUUCUUGCACAUGGCAAGGAAUAACAAGACAUACGGUUUCACAAUUGCGGUCAAGGAACUAAAGGAAACAGUGCCCAACCUUUUCCGCUAUGCGUCCGCAUAUAAAAGAACCAACAACGUUACAUCCAAGGGACUAUGGGAGAUGUUCCUUGAGAAACCGGAACCACCCAAGGAGAAGAAAUUGGACAAGCUUCCUGAAGAGGUGUUGAAGCUUGACCCUAACAGCGGAAAGCUCCCAGAUGUUGAUCCAGAUGCAAUGGAGUCGGAAAAGUACAACAUGUGUCAUUUCUGGAGUAACUUUGAAAUCGCUCGUUUGGACUUUUUCCGAAGCAAACCCUAUGAGGAUUUCUUCCAAAUGAUGGAUAAAAGUGGCGGUUUCUGGACAGAACGGUGGGGAGAUGCCCCAAUUCAUUCUCUUGCCGCUGGUGCCCUCCUUGGUCCCGCAGAUAUUCACUAUUUCCGUGACUUUGGUUAUCGACACACCACGAUCCAGCACUGUCCGGCUAAUGCUCCCGCUCGACAGCUUCCUAGACCAAAAUUCAUUGAGAAAACAACCACCGAUCCAAAGAAGGCAAAAGAAGAGGAUGACUACUGGCAACAUUGGGAUGCCGAGAAGGAGAAUGGAGUGGGGUGCAGGUGCAGAUGUGAUACUGAUAUUCUGGAUAUUGAAGGAAAGCCAGGAAGUUGUCUUUCUGAGUGGGUAGAAGUGGCAGGCGGUUGGACAUCGGCAUGA
Morchella importuna is the source of this 1446-nucleotide messenger RNA. RefSeq lists its product as uncharacterized. The record is from RefSeq and is a predicted model, not a curated record. NCBI's taxonomy places the organism in Eukaryota, Fungi, Ascomycota, Pezizomycetes, Pezizales, Morchellaceae. Gene Ontology annotation, biological process: protein N-linked glycosylation; cell wall mannoprotein biosynthetic process. Gene Ontology annotation, molecular function: alpha-1,2-mannosyltransferase activity. The transcript has 5 exons. Gene Ontology annotation, cellular component: Golgi apparatus; membrane. Bases 1 to 1446 code for a protein of 481 amino acids.